AUGCGUUUCUCUCUUUCUCUUAUCGGCCUUGUUGCCUCGGGGUCCCUUGCGGCCGCCCAUCCAUCUCACUGUGGUGCUGAGCCGUCUGAGGACUUUGACAUUUUGUCCAAAGAUAUCACGGACAAGCUGGCAGCGGAGGCUUCCGAGAUCCACGCACCCAUCGAGGUCACCACCUUCUUCCAUGUUGUUGCUUCUAGCAAGUCUGUAGCCGAUGGCUACAUCUCGGAUAAAAUGCUCCAGGACCAGCUUGCGGUUAUGAACAAGGCCUACGCACCGCAUGGUUUCAGUUUCAAGCACGGAAACACUACCAGAACCAUCAACCCUACUUGGGCCACCGGCGGUGAUGAACUUAACAUGAAAUAUGCUCUCCACAUGGGGAAGUACGCUGACCUCAACCUGUACUUCGUCAAGAAACUCGCAGACAACUCUCACGGGAGUUGCCCGUAUCCUUCGAACCCCUAUCCUGGCACUCCUGGAUAUAUCAAAGAUGGCUGCACUAUCUUGUCCUCGACUGUUCCUGGUGGAAGUCAGUCAAACGCCAACCGUGGCCUGACAACUGUCCAUGAGAUUGGCCACUACAUGGGUCUAUACCACACGUUUCAGGGCGGAUGCAGUACCGAACUCGGCGAUCGCGUUGCCGAUACUCCAGCCCAGAAGAACGGGACUGUUGGCUGUCCAUCCAGCCGCGACUCAUGCCCUGACCAGGCAGGGCUGGACCCAAUCCAUAAUUACAUGGAUACCUCCGAUGACGUGUGCCGUACCGAGUUCACCCCGAAGCAGGCAAUGCGUAUGCAAGAGAUGUACAAGGAAUUCCGAGCUGGAAAGUGA
Molecule: messenger RNA, 828 nt
Organism: Nannizzia gypsea CBS 118893
Lineage: Eukaryota; Fungi; Ascomycota; Eurotiomycetes; Onygenales; Arthrodermataceae
Product: metalloprotease 1
Exons: 5
Coding region: 1-828 (275 amino acids)
Molecular function (GO): metallopeptidase activity
Source: RefSeq, a predicted model, not a curated record